CAGCGACGUCUCCGUGGAUUAUUGGAUGGGUCUGGUUUGUCCGGUACGCAGAAGGAGUCCAAUUUUCGGACGCAAACAGCGAUGGAUUGGACAAACUGAUGUCAAAACUGACUACUCAAUAGAGAGGUGAACGGGGAGAAAACAUGGACGCCGAAAGUGAUAUUCGGCACAUUGAACGAGGCGCGGAGGCCACCCCACUGCCCUUAUCUGUGACCUCCGACUGGCCGGAGGACGGAAACGAGACGACUGGGAAUCAGUUCCAGCAGCCCGACUGGCAGGUGGCUCUGUGGGCUAUAGCCUACUCCCUCAUCAUCCUGGUAUCCAUCACUGGGAAUGUCACAGUGAUCUGGAUUAUUCUUGCUCACAGACGCAUGAGGACUGUGACCAACUACUUCAUUGUCAACCUGGCCUUCUCUGACGUUUCCAUGGCAACUUUUAACACUCUUUUUAACUUUGUCUAUGCGCUUCACAAUGAUUGGUACUUUGGCCUGGGCUUCUGCAGAUUUCAGAACUUCUUCCCCAUCACUGCAAUGUUCUCAUCUAUAUACUCGAUGGCUGCCAUCGCAGUGGACAGGUACAUGGCCAUCAUCCACCCUCUGAAGCCCCGCCUCUCCUCCACUUCAAUAAAGGUUGUGAUCGCUUUGAUUUGGAUUGUAGCGAUUUCAUUGGCUUUCCCCCAGUGCUACUACAGCGAUACAAGAUUUUAUAACUCCAGAACCGUGUGCAUGGUCAACUGGCCUGAUGAUUAUGGAGGAAAACAUCAGCUAAGUUACCAGUUUUCAGUCAUAUUGCUGAUCUACUUGCUCCCUCUGCUGGUGAUGCUGGUGACCUAUAGUUUGAUUGGCCAGUCGCUGUGGGCUGGACACAUCCCCGGAGAGGCGUCAGACCAUUACCACAGCCAGAUAACAGCCAAGAGAAAGGUGGUCAAGAUGAUGGUUGUCGUGGUGAUGACCUUUGCCCUCUGCUGGCUUCCCUACCACAUCUACUUCAUACUGGGAUCGUUCAACGGAGACAUUUAUAAACAACAUUACAUUCAGCAGGUGUACCUGGCCAUAUUCUGGUUGGCGAUGAGUUCGACCAUGUACAAUCCCAUCAUUUACUGUUGUCUAAACCAAAGGUUUCGUGCCGGUUUCCGUCAUGCGUUUGCUUGGUGUCCGUUCAUCAAAGUGUCGGAGAAAGACAAGUUGGAACUGCAGCACACACACACCUUCAGAGUCACCAUGAAACGCAGCCACUCAGCUACUAAAAUCUCAUACGCACACACCUCCAUCAAAACAAACAUCACCUUCGACCCAAACUCAGCUGUCCAAAAUGAGCUAAACACAGAAAGUGACGCUUACAUGCAUCUUAAAGAAUACACUUUGUCAAAAAUAUACAGUGCACACAACACACAUGUGAUUAACUGGCCGGAUGACACUAGCUCACCAGCUGCCAAACUCUUAGAGCACAACCACUGACAACUGAAAAAAAAUCACAAUGAGGACAUUGUUGAUGUGAAGGCAACAGGGUUUUUCUAUAGCUAAAACAGAGCUAACUAAAAUAAAGACUAGCCAGUGAAGACAAACAAAAUAAGAUAGUUCCUGAGUUGAUGAAGCUACGGUGACUUUCAUGUUCAUCAGACCUGACCUUUUUUGUUACAGAGGUAUAUGAAUGAAUGUGACUAUCAAGCUGAUGGAUGUUUUACUGUUAAUGCAAAAGUGGCCAUAGGAACAUCUGAAAAUAUAGUUAUAACUGGGAGAAAAUACAUCUGCAUACCGAACAAGAGCGAUUUAUUCUGGCAUUGUUAGCAUUUGCUGCCAGUGGGAAAGUCUGAGGAUAAAUCCAUCCAUCUUUCGUUUCUUUUACUUGAUCACAUUCUCCUUCCCCCAUGCUCCAUCUUCUAAAUCCUUUUUUCCUACACUUAUUCUUUUUUUCUUCCCCUCUUUUGGAAAAAAAACUGCAAACCAUGACAUUUUAGUGUAAUUGUAAAGUUUUUAUCUGUGGUUAUUGGUUUUCUAAUGCGUACAAUGGAUGAACAAUCCCCUGACAUCACCACCAAGCCUCAAUGUUGUUGUUAUCGUGGGUUUUCUUCUUUUGACUGCCCUGAACACAGGACUUCAUUCUUAAAGGGACAUUUUCUUCUUAAUUCCUUUUCUUCACCAAUCAUCAUGCACAAAGUGAUAAUUAAAUUAAUUCUGGUUCCUCACUUUAUUGAAAAAAAAAAUGUCUUUUCAACCUUGCCAGUAUUCAAAAUUAGCACCAAAGUGCAGGUUAGCCCCUAUAGUUAGUCUGAAAUUGGCUAUAUUGAUGACAUGGUACAAAAAGUAGGAAGUGACACAUAAACCAUGACUGUGCAACUUUAUGUGGAGCAGCAGGACAACAUCAACGUUUUCUGAACACAAGAAGCUCCUGUUUCUAACAUAAAUACAACUUUAACACAAUAAUUUAUCAUUACACAUUUUAGAAGGAAAAUCAUUCUUGAAUUUACCUUAUUUCACAGAAUCUGCUGAUUCUUCCCAACAUUAAUUAUACUUUUAGCACAAAUCUAUUAUUGUACAGUACAGUCACAUAGUGUGUGGUCAUGCAGUUUGGUGCUCAUAUAUUGUGAUUUCACCAGUUCAAGUGUAAAAUUUUUCAUGGUCAGUGUACAUUAGUCCGGAUUAUAAAGUCAAAGUGUUGCUACUUAAAAGAGUCUGAUGUGAAAUGUAACACUGGCAUCCAUUGAGUAGAUUAAUGUAAAAUAUGCUAAUGAAGUGCAAAUGUAAAUAUGCAACUUGUGUGAUGGUUGCACAUUUACAGUCAGGGCAUGAUGCUGUAAAGAAUAUAGCCCGUCAGCGUUAACAUUUCAGAAUGUAGUAAAAACCUUUCGGUUCUUUGUAACAGCUUAUUAACUUGUAACAUACACAUGGUGAUGAUAUGAAACAUCUGCAUUUUUUAGAACAAAAAAGUCAAUAAUAUGCUUAAUAAAUGUGACAACAAUAAUAAAAUUGCAAUGCAGAAAGUAUCCAAACACUUUUUUUUGUAUCCUGGAGUGA
Xiphias gladius (swordfish) is the source of this 3014-nucleotide messenger RNA. It is a transcript of the gene tacr2, whose product is annotated as tachykinin receptor 2. Gene Ontology annotation, biological process: G protein-coupled receptor signaling pathway; positive regulation of flagellated sperm motility. Gene Ontology annotation, molecular function: substance K receptor activity. NCBI's taxonomy places the organism in Eukaryota, Metazoa, Chordata, Actinopteri, Istiophoriformes, Xiphiidae. The record is from RefSeq and is a predicted model, not a curated record. Bases 144 to 1457 code for a protein of 437 amino acids. Gene Ontology annotation, cellular component: plasma membrane; sperm midpiece. The transcript is spliced from 8 exons.